AUACAAAGUUUUGUGUAGUGAACGAGACGUCUGCAAUAUGUCUGACUAUUUGGAAAUAUUUUUAGAUAAUCAUAGCUGUAAUUAAUUGUAAAAGCUAUAAAAACGUUAUUGAUGUCAUGGAUUACACAUGACAAAUACUACAAAUAGAUCGAUAAGAAGACGACUUACAACGAAGAUAUGUAUUGUUGUGGGUCGUGUGGUAGCCUCGCACUCGCAUGUCAAUAAGAGAUAUGCGCGUCACGGACGUAGUGCGGACUGGUGCUUCGUUCUGAGUGCGCAUUUCGUCAAGGAGAGACACUGACCUUCGCGACGACAGCGAAUAUCAAGACGUCAAAAGUGUUUUUACGGAAUUGUAGACGAAAGUGAGGCAGGAUGGAUCAAAUGGUGCAGUGCCCUGUGUGCACGCUCUACCUGCACAAUGGGAUCACACUAGAAUCUCACCUUGAUACCCAUCCCAAAGACCAGGUAAUAAAAGCAUUGUGCAACCUAACCACGAAGGCCAGUAGUAGCUAUGCGAGCAGAACAUCCACACCGAUGCACUGUGACCGCUCGUACAGAAGCAGGUCUCGGACUCCAGCAGUGGACGACAGAUGGUCCCACAGAAGUAGUGAAACGGAUAGAUACUGGCGAAGAACACCGAGCAGAACUUCCAAAUCAAGUCAGGCAUUAAAUGCUUCUCGCAAUGGAACACCAGACAUUAGAAUGAGUGAUAUGAGCUUUGACAACAAUAGUGCUAAUCAAUUUUCUGCUCCAUCUUAUCCUCUGAAAGCAGACAAAACUCAACAGUAUCCGAAUACACCGACUGGCGAAUUGGAACCGCCCUAUGCAUAUUACCAGGACACCAAUGAUGAUAGAGAAAUAAAGUAUUCCCGCAGCCCAGAAUACAAUCCUUUGGAUACCAGUACCCCAGUUUUCGCUCAUAACACUCCAACAACUACCAAUGUCAAAAUACAGGCUACAUUGCUUCCAACAGUUACUCGAAGAAGUAAUGAGAAUAUAGUAAAAAUGUUACCAAAACCAAAUAAUAUACUUGUAAAGACUAAUAUGGGUGGAUUACAGUAUAUCACUCCAGGGUUGAAGCCGAUGCAUUUGAUGGUGCCCACUCCUCCAACAUUUGUCCAAAAAAAUGUACAAAGCAACAUGAUUAUGGCCAGUGGUUUACCUGUAAGCACAAUGGUGGAGUCAAAGACAUUGGCCCCAACAAUACCCACAAACCAUUUCAAUCAAAUGACCAGCAGUACCUUCACACCAGGUACAACAGUAGUACAAAAUUCUCAGAUUAUUUAUAGAGAAAUGGUUCAGAAUAUGGAUGGUAAGCGUUUCGUUUCAUGUGUGCCUUCAGUGCUCGGUCAUGAGAAUGUUCGUAAUGUUGCACCGGGGACAUCUAUGUAUCAGAAUUUAAUGUUAGUGGAUCAACUUGGAAAUGCACCAUGCAUGUACACAGCACCGCAGCCCAUUAUACCAAAGCCCUGUACCACAACUGUCUAUCCUAAUAAUGGUACGGAGGCACCUAGCGGUACCAAUUCAAAUGAACAUAAAGCUGGUCCUUCUUCAGAUGAUCGCAAUAAAACUCUUGUUAAUGAAGUAACUGCCCUUGUUGAUCCAUUGGCCCUUCCUGCUGGAACCAACACGAGUUCGACCACCACCCAAACUGAAGUAGAUAUAUCUAUCCCUAAAAAAACGGAUGUUCAGUCUGUUGAAAAAUGUGACACGCCAGGGUCUAGUAAAGGCUUGAAAAUCCUCAGUAACAUUAAAGUGGAAGUUCCAGUUCAACACAACAAGAAUAUGCUGAACACUGUGAUGGAUCUGACUGGAACCACAGACCCUGAGGAUCCUGAGAGGUCAGAGACACCUGAGAAAAUUCUACCUGAUUUAGAUGAUCACAAUCAUAUGUCUGAUGAUUGCACCCAACCAUCAAUAUCUAGCAGUGACAGUGCAGUCUCACAUGCCUUUUCUGUGAUAAAAAAUGUUGGUAACCCACCAUCUUAUAAAGAAUCUUCCAUCAAAUCAAGUAUAGAUAGUAAAAUCGAUGCAGAAUUUUCUGACAGCUGCCCAGUCCCAGAUUUAAUAUGUAAUGAGAAACCAUCUAUAUCACCUUGCAGCGAAUUAUCAGAGGUUGGAGAUAACUCUGCUGAUCGUGCUUCAGUAUGUAACUCGGAAUCGCCUAAACCUCAAAUAAACCAAUCAAUUAGUUUAGAUAGUAAUACUGAUAAGAAGCCCCAAUCGGCAAUAAAACCAUACAGACACAAUGCACUACGAUUAAAUAAUAUAUUUGUGAAAAAGCACAAAAAAAUAUUACAAAUAAAAAAUGCAAAGCAGUCCAGUAGUCAGUUGGAUCACACAGAAGUAGAGCCACAAGCGUCGUCAUCCUUUUGUAACUCGCCUGAAAAUUUUCCUAGAGGCUCACCGGCUUCAUUUAAGUCGGUCGAAAAAUUCUCUCAAGCAUCACCUGCUUCAUUUAAGUCGGUCGAAAAGUUCUCCCCAGCGUCACCAGCUUCAUGUAAAUCGGUCGAAAAAUUCUCUCGAGCGUCACCGGCUUCAUUCAAGUCGGUCGAAAAGUUCUCUCCAGCGUCACCGGCUUCGUGUAAGUCGGUCGAUAAAUUCUCACGGGCCUCGCCGGCUUCAUUUAAGUCGGUCGAAAAAUUCUCUCAAGCCUCACCGGCUUCGUGUAAGUCGGUCGAAAAAUUAUCUCGAGCGUCACCGGCUUCAUUUAAGUCGGUCGAAAAAUUCUCUCAAGCCUCACCGGCUUCGUGUAAGUCGGUCGAAAAAUUCUCUCCAGCGUCAUCCUUGUGCAAGUCGCCGGAUAAUUUUUCUCGAGCGUCAUCAUCUUCGUGCAAGUCGCCGGAAAUUUUUACCCGCGCUUCGUCAUCAUGUAAAUCACCUGGAAAUUUUUCUCGAGCGUCAUCGUCCUCGUGCCGAACACCCGAAAAUUUUUCAAUAACUAAAAUGAUUUGCUCCGAAAAGUCUGAAUGUUUAGACGAAAAGAGCCCUUUAGAAUCGAUGCCAGAAGAGAAGAUGAUCGAGAAAGACGAAGAAGACCAAGAUCAUAACGAUUUCGACGCCGACACGGAGGAGCAAUCGAUGGACAUCGAGCCCGUCGCGUCCUCCAGCCUGAACACUUCGGAGCAGUUCACGACCAGCAUAGACGUGGUGCAGGUCAAAGAGGAGGUGAACACGAGCAACGAGGAUCCUUUCAGCAACGAGAACAGUAAUUCCAAUCGCGAGAUGGAACCUUUGGACGGUCUGCGGCCGAUCAACGUGAUAUCGUACGGCAACAUGCCGCCGGGGGAGUUCGACGAGGAGUCGAACCAUCGCGAGCUUCUCGAGCUGGAGGCUGCGUCGAAAAACAAGCAGUUCGUCAGCAUGAUGAACGAGAACUACUUCGGGGACAACAUCUACGCGGACUACUUCACGCCGGACCGCGUGGAGGCGUUCGACGCGGCCCGGGAGGCGCCGUCGUUCGCGAAAGAGAAUCCGAAGGAUAUGUACCUGUGGGGCGAGUCGUCGCACCACAAGGAGAGCGAGUUCGUGCUGCCGAACUUUAUACACGAGAGUUAUAAGAUAGCGGAGAGUAGCGCGGUGGAUUACGCUGAAAUGGGGAGCAGAGCGGUGCGGGUAGAUGUGGAGGUGGACGUGUGCGAGCGGGACAGCAAGGCGGACAUGUACACCGACGUACCGCCUUCGGAGCCCUACGAUUUGAUCGCGCGCGAGAGUUGGGUGUCGGACGGCUCCGAGAUAGAUACCAAUGAGAAGCGGGAAAAUUUGGAGGAAGAGAUCCAUUUCGCGCAAAAAGGGCGUAUUUUCACGUGCUCGAUAUGCGGCUCUAAGUUUCCCUCGUUGUACGAGAUGCGUGCGCACAAAUCGGCGGCGCAUGCGCCUUUGACGCCCCCCGAAACGGCGCGCACGUCAUACAGCAGGAUGCUGACCGCGAGGAUUAUCAAGAAAGAGGAAAAACCGGAUGAAGCCACUGGAGUUCCUGGCACUGCCGGAAUGCCGCUAGACUCGAAAGAGGUGCUCGCGAGCAGUAUGCUUCAGUACGACGCUCUAGGAGAGGCCAAGCCCAAGCUCGAGGCGCUCAUCAAGCAGGAGGCCAAGGCGCGCCGCAAGAGGGACUUCGUCUGCCCCACGUGCAAGGAGGACCAGCUAACCGAGGUGGCGUUCCAGGCGCACCUUAAGAUCCACCCGCUAGAGUGCCUGACGUGCGGCAAGUGCUUCUUCCGCCGCUCCAACCUUCAGCUGCACAUCAAGAUGCAUCUGGGCAUCAGGAACCAUAAGUGCGAGGUAUGCGAAAAGCGGUUCAUCACUCGACAGAAACUGAUUGAGCAUCAGAACGUGCACACCGGCCGCACACCAGUCAAGUGCACCAUCUGCGACGACACCUUCCGCCGCUACUCCAACAUGGUGCAGCACCGGGACCGCCACCACUUCCAAAAGAAGGCCAAAGUGCGCGACUUUGUUUGCCACUGCGGAGCCGUGUUCCACUCGCGCGCCAAGCUGCACUGGCACCAGGAGACGCACGACGGCAAGCCCAAGGCCUGCCUCUACUGCUCCGACAAGUUCGUGCACGCGGCUUCGCUCACGCGACACAUACGACGCACGCACAACAUCUUCUUCCUGUCCGACCGGAGCAAGGCGAAGGAGAACGUGCCGUGCCCUGUUUGCAAGCAGAUGUACCUCCGGUCUAACCUGCGCGCCCAUUUACUAACUCACAGCGGCAAGCGACCACAUCUAUGCGUGAUCUGCAACAAGUCCUUCAGCACGAAGUGGAACCUAAAGCUGCACAGGUGGACACACAUGUCAAGAUCUGCUAAACCAUUUAAGUGUAACCUGUGCAAGGGAGCUUUCAUCAGACAGGCGGAGUACAUAUCCCACAUGAACGCGCACAAGUCGUUCCGGCCCUACACGUGCAACUACUGCGGCUGCCAGUUCAUCCGCAAGUACAACUGCCAGCGACACGUCAGAGAACACGAGACCGCCAAAAAGUACGUGUGCAAAGUCCCCGAGUGCGGUAAGUCGUUCCACCGGAGCUACUACCUCUCCGAACAUAUGAAGGUCCACAGCGGAGCCAGACCCUUCGCCUGCAACAUCUGCGGAAAAACCUCCAGCAACAAAUCCAACCACAACAAACACCUUAAAAUCCACCACGCGCGGGAACCCGUCGCCACCGAGGCGUAGUCCCGACGCACGUAGUUAGAAACCAAUUUUAAUCUUAUAUUCACCCUUGUGAUCGUAACGUGUCAUUUUGUUUGUGAGCACACGGAAUUUGAAGUGCCUAUAAAGAUUAUAUUAUGAGGUCACAUUACGGACGGAUAGUUUACGACUCUUAGCGAAUUAAUUGUACGUUUAUUUUAAGUACCGAUAAAAGAUUAAUAUGUAAUUUAAGACAGAUGCGUAUCGGCAGAUUACAUGAUUGAAAUUGAUGAAUGCUGUAAAACUUAAUAUUGAUAAACGACUGAUCGAUUUAGAUUUACUUUAAUUGAUAUGGAUCUUAUCGUCUGUCUCAAAUUGAGGCAGUGUAAGUAACGGACUACUUAAGUAACCUUAGAACCUUAUUCCGUGUGCGCAAGGUUCGAUGUUGUUUGUAUUGUAUUCCUAUUAUUCUGGCGACUACCGCGUGGUUUGUGUUGUGCUUGCGUUCGACUGACUAGCUUUAAAGUCUCGGUGGAUUGUCGUUAGUACGCUAAAUCUCUAUAUUCGUUUUACCCGAGUGGAAUUUGUUGUGAUUUUUAUAUUGCGUUAUUCACAACCGAUCUUCCAUCGAACGAGUAGGGUAAUUGUCGACUGAUUUCUAAUUCAUCCUGUAGAUAUGUACAUAGAUAGGAUUACUUAAAGUAUGUUAGUGUCCUCAUAAUAAAAAUGCCAAAUCCAUAAUCAUUGUAACGGUGCUUGUUUUAAAGCUCUUUUUUGUACGAAUGUGGAUGGUGUUCUGGCGUACUGACGGCAAGCUCCAUCGGCGCUGGCGCAGCUCGACGACUCUUUUGCAUGGAGUAGGCGCUCGCGUACAAAAUAUGUUUAGGUACCUCGGUUGUGAGUAGACGAGUAGCGUUAGCUUCGGGCCGCGUGUUCGUUGCGCGGCACAUGAUGCCGAAGUGCCAUUAAAAUUGUUGUGACUACAGCUCGAU
This is a messenger RNA of Ostrinia nubilalis (European corn borer), 6122 nucleotides long. RefSeq lists its product as uncharacterized. The transcript is spliced from 11 exons. The record is from RefSeq and is a predicted model, not a curated record. The coding region runs from base 373 to 5175 and encodes 1600 amino acids. NCBI's taxonomy places the organism in Eukaryota, Metazoa, Arthropoda, Insecta, Lepidoptera, Crambidae.